CGGGCCCGGCGUGGGGGCGGGGCGGGGUGCGGAGCGCGCAUGCGCCGCAGCGCCAGCGUUCUCCCCGGAUCGUGCGGGGCCUGAGCCUCUCCGCCGGCGCAGGCUCCGCUCGCGCCAGCUUGCUCCCGCCGCCAUGUCUGCCACCGUCGAGCGGGAGUUUGAGGAGUUGGAUGCUGAGAAUCGCUGGCAGCAGCUGUACUUGGAAAUUCGCAAUGAGUCCCAUGACUAUCCUCAUAGAGUGGCCAAGUUUCCAGAAAACAGAAAUCGAAACAGAUACAGAGAUGUAAGCCCAUAUGAUCACAGUCGUGUUAAACUGCAAAAUGCUGAAAAUGAUUAUAUUAAUGCCAGUUUAGUUGACAUAGAAGAGGCGAAAAGGAGUUACAUCUUAACACAGGGUCCACUUCCUAAUACAGGUUGCCAUUUCUGGCUCAUGGUUUGGCAGCAAAAGACCAAGGCAGUUGUCAUGCUAAACCGAGUUGUGGAGAAGGAAUCGGUUAAAUGUGCACAGUACUGGCCAACAAAAGAUGACCGAGAGAUGCUAUUUAAAGAAACAGGAUUCAGUGUGAAGUUCUUGUCAGAAGAUGUGAAGUCAUAUUAUACAGUACAUCUACUGCAGUUAGAAAAUAUCAAUAGUGGUGAAACCAGAACAAUAUCUCACUUUCAUUAUACUACCUGGCCAGAUUUUGGAGUCCCUGAAUCACCAGCUUCAUUUCUCAAUUUCUUAUUUAAAGUGAGAGAAUCUGGUUCCCUGAAUCCUGAACAUGGGCCUGCAGUGAUCCACUGUAGUGCAGGCAUUGGGCGGUCAGGCACCUUUUCUCUAGUAGAUACCUGUCUUGUUCUGAUGGAAAAAGGAGAUGAUAUUAACAUUAAACAACUGUUACUGAAUAUGAGAAAAUAUCGAAUGGGACUUAUUCAGACACCAGACCAACUCAGAUUCUCAUAUAUGACUAUAAUAGAAGGAGCAAAAUUUAUAAAGGGAGAUUCAAAUAUACAGAAACGGUGGAAAGAACUCUCUAAGGAAGACUUAUGUCCUGCUUUUGAUCAUUCACCAACCAAAAUAAUGACUGAAAAAUACAAUGGGAAUAGGAUAGGCCUAGAAGAAGAAAAACUGACAGGUGACAGAUACACAGGACUAUCCUCUAAAAUGCAGGAUACCAUGGAGGAGAACAGCGAGAGCGUUCUACGGAAACGUAUUCGAGAGGACAGAAAAGCUAACACGGCUCAGAAGGUGCAGCAGAUGAAACAGAGGCUAAAUGAGACUGAACGAAAAAGGAAAAGGUGGUUAUAUUGGCAACCUAUUCUCACUAAGAUGGGGUUUGUGUCAGUCAUUUUGGUGGGCGCUUUUGUUGGCUGGACACUGUUGUUUCAGCAGAAUGUCCUAUAAAUAACAGUUCUGUCCCGCAAGCUCCCGCACUAAUAGCUGACAGUGUUGCGUUAGUCACAAGGGUUUGUCUGUUAGCAAACUCCUCACACCCCAGAAAUGGUGCGGUAGAAUAGACACCAACCAGACAAGUGAUAUAUUCAGUCCCCAGCCCAACAUCUCAGGACACUGUCCCCAAACUGUAAACAGCUAUCUGAAAUAAAGACUUGAAUGCUUGUUGAAAACUGGUACAUUUUGCAACUGUAUUCGUACAUGUUCAGUGUAAUAUUUCACCUGACCAGAUUGAGAAAUCCUCAAAACAAAGAUUUGUUUUUGGAGGCUAUCUGGAUUUUAACCUGCACCUGAUAACAAGCAAUAAAUAUUGUGGUUUUAUCUACAUUAUUACUGGAAAGAAAAUGACCUUUAAAUAAUGCGUGUAAUGUAUAAUGUACUGUUGACAUGGGCAUCAACAUUUUAUAUUCUUAAUCAUUUCAGGGUAAAUAUAUUUUAUAAGUAUUUAAUCUUACUUUUGUAGUUAAAUGUACUUUUUAAAAGCUCAAUAUGCAAAAUCUGUUACCAUAAAAAAAAUAAAUUGUAUGUUGAUUCAAUUGUACUGGAUACAUUUUCCUAAAGAGAAGUUUGAUAUGAGCAGUUAGAACUAACUUUAAAUAAGCACUUUUUACUAUAUA
Messenger RNA from Prionailurus viverrinus (fishing cat), 2049 nucleotides. It is a transcript of the gene PTPN2, whose product is annotated as protein tyrosine phosphatase non-receptor type 2. Gene Ontology annotation, molecular function: protein tyrosine phosphatase activity. The transcript is spliced from 9 exons. Bases 134 to 1384 code for a protein of 416 amino acids. NCBI's taxonomy places the organism in Eukaryota, Metazoa, Chordata, Mammalia, Carnivora, Felidae. The record is from RefSeq and is a predicted model, not a curated record. Gene Ontology annotation, biological process: protein dephosphorylation.